CACCCGGUUUUUGAAUUUUAUUUCAAAUUCAAAAUUUUCAAUUUCGGUUCAAUUUUCAUUAAAAUUUCACUUAUAUCGGAUGAUUUUUCCAAAAUGAACAACAUUCGAGUGAGAAGAUACCCUCAAGUUUUGAGAUUUUGCAGGAAACACUAUUCCACCAGCUUCGUAACUACACCAAUUUUCUACGUAAAUGCUGCUCCUCACAUAGGUCAUCUUUACAGCGCAGUUAUAGCAGAUGCAUAUCAUCGAUUUGAGGCCCUAAGAAAUCCGGACAAAACCGCUAUUUUCAGCACAGGCACCGACGAACACGGUAUAAAAGUCCAACAAGCAGCCGGAAGCAAGGAUCCGAUAUCGAUAAAGAAAUAUUGCGAUACAAUCUCCACCAAAUACAAGGAGUUAUUCGACUCGAGCGGUGUAAAUUACACCCAUUAUAUUCGUACAACCGACUCGGAUCACAAAACCGCUGUACAAACAUUCUGGAAAGAGUUACAAUCAAAAGGAUUCAUAUACAAAGAUCACUACAGCGGUUGGUACUGCGUACCCGAUGAAAUGUUCCUUACCGAGAAUCAACUCGUCACUAAAGUAGAAAACGGACGCGAAAUAAAACUAAGCGAAGUAUCGGGACACCCGGUAGAAUGGAACGAAGAAGAAAACUAUAUGUUUAAACUAAGCAAGGUGAAAUCCGAUGUGCUAUAUUGGUUAAAAGAUGAAACCAAAGUUACCCCUUCGAAAUUCCACAAACAACUUCUAGUAUGGCUUAAUGAAGAUCACGGAUCUUUCGAUAUCUCUAUUUCUAGACCAGUUUCUCGUAUACCUUGGGGUAUCCCUGUACCAGAUGACGAUUCGCAAACAGUAUACGUUUGGUUGGACGCAUUGGUUAACUACUUGACCGUAGCCGGAUAUCCAAAUUGCAGAACUUGGCCUCCAACGGUGCAAGUCGUCGGCAAAGAUAUACUCAAAUUCCACGGUAUUUAUUGGCCCGCGUUUCUAAUAGCUGCUGGUUUAGAACCACCUAGAAAACUAUUCGUUCAUUCGCACUGGAUGGUGAACGAUGAAAAGAUGUCCAAGUCGAAGAACAACGUCGUCAAUCCGUUCGAAAAAAUUAGUCAGUUUACUGCCUCCGGUUUCAGAUACUUUUUACUCAAAGAAGGCGUUCCUCACAGCGAUGGAAAUUACAGCGAGCCUCAAGUGAUCAACAUGUUGAACGCAGACUUGGCCAAUACGCUUGGUAAUCUUUUGAACAGAUGUACGAGUAAAUCGGUGAAUUUGCAACAGGUGUAUCCGUCUUUCGAUCAGGAUCAAUUCGGCGAAGUGCUCGGAAAUCAUCCAUAUAGGCUCAAGUGUUUAUCAGAUAGUGUUUACAAGUUACAAAAAGCGAUCUCGCAACCGUAUCAAGAGUUACAUUUUUAUAAAGGUAUUUACGAAGUGCUCAACGUAUUGUAUUUAGCUAAUGCAUUUUUCGAACAAUGUAAACCGUGGGAAAUGAAGAAAAUUCCCGAACAAGCUGCUAAUUUGUCGAUGGUCUUACACAUAACUAUGGAGGUUUUAAGAAUAUGUGGUAUUGCUCUUUUACCAAUUGUGCCUGAAAUUUCGCAUCAGUUGUUUCGAAAGCUUAAUAUUUCGCCGAGUAGAACUGGUUGGAAGAAUAUGAAACCGAGCUGGCUUGAUAUUACUGUUAAAUGUGAAGAUAUUCCUUUAACGAACGAAUCAAUUGUGUUGUAUAGAAAAAUUGUUAAUAAAUAGGUUUUUUUUUGAAAUGUU
This is a messenger RNA of Planococcus citri (citrus mealybug), 1761 nucleotides long. RefSeq names its product methionine--tRNA ligase, mitochondrial-like. Bases 94 to 1743 code for a protein of 549 amino acids. Gene Ontology annotation, molecular function: ATP binding; methionine-tRNA ligase activity. Gene Ontology annotation, biological process: methionyl-tRNA aminoacylation. The transcript has 2 exons. The record is from RefSeq and is a predicted model, not a curated record. NCBI's taxonomy places the organism in Eukaryota, Metazoa, Arthropoda, Insecta, Hemiptera, Pseudococcidae.